Molecule: messenger RNA, 423 nt
Organism: Serpula lacrymans var. lacrymans S7.9
Lineage: Eukaryota; Fungi; Basidiomycota; Agaricomycetes; Boletales; Serpulaceae
Exons: 2
Source: RefSeq, a predicted model, not a curated record
AACCAAUCCACCACCUCUACUCGCAUUCAGUGUGAUUUCUGUGGUUUACUUGGUCAUACCCAGGAUAAAUGCCACAGAUACAAUUGCUACAAGCAUGGCAAUAAGGCUCAGGCAGGCUCCAGCAACUCUCAGAAUACCUCUCAGCAGCCCAAAUCUUCGCCCAACAAUGCCAAUUCAUCUACUGUGGUCACUGAAUCAGCUGGAAAUGCAAGUCUUUGUUCCAUUCAUCCCUCUGAUCCUCACUGCCCUCUCCAACUUGAUGCUGACAUUGAUUGGAAUGCAGACACAGGCGCCACUUCUCAUAUGACACCUCAUCGUCAUUGGGUGCACCACUAUACCCCAUAUUGUGUGCCAAUCAAGCUGGCUGAUCACACUGUUGUCUAUUCAGCUGGUGUUGGUACUGUGGUGUUUAAUCCUGUGAUG